Cetraspora pellucida is the source of this 526-nucleotide messenger RNA. The record is from the annotation of a GenBank genome assembly. NCBI's taxonomy places the organism in Eukaryota, Fungi, Glomeromycota, Glomeromycetes, Diversisporales, Gigasporaceae.
AUGACACCAAACCUUGUUAAUAAAGAUGCAAUUCUCAACGGAUCGUUUACAAACGGUUAUCAUGAACUGAAUGGCAUUCAUGAUGAUGCCGAAAUAUUUAAUGGAUCGUUUGCAAAUGGUUAUAAUGAGCUAGAUGAUAGUAUUCAUAAUGAUGGAGAGAUUCCAAACGAAUCAUUUAUAAACGGUCAUCGCGAAUCGAAUGGAAUUCAAAGCAAUGGCCAAAUUUUUCAUGAAUCGCUUACAAACGGUCAUAAUGAGCUGAAUGGUAUUCAUGGUGAAUCAUUCCUUGCAGAACUAGGAUUUGGCACAAGGGCUAUUCACAUAGGACAGGACCCUGAUCCAUACACUGGUGCUGUUAUUCCUCCAAUAUCUUUAUCAACUACUUUUAAACAAUCUUCAAUUGGUGCUCAUAAGGGUUACGAAUAUUCUAGAUCAAUUGCAGCAUUAAAAAAAGCAAAAUAUGGCAUUAUGUUUUCAUCUGGGUCUGUUACGACUGCAACUAUUGUUACAACCGUGGGAACUGGCG